Messenger RNA from Striga asiatica, 510 nucleotides. NCBI's taxonomy places the organism in Eukaryota, Viridiplantae, Streptophyta, Magnoliopsida, Lamiales, Orobanchaceae. The record is from the annotation of a GenBank genome assembly.
AUGUCGCUCAACGCCAGCUGGACCUCGGCAGAUCCGUGUUCACAGCUAAUCAAACUAGCAAGCAGCGGGAAAAACCCGGGCAAGCUCCUCUCGAACCAAGUUUCGCCUAAGCUGGAUAUAGCCUGCAGGGUCGAGAUAACGAGUGGGGCCCGCGAAGCCAGCUCCCUCCUCCUGGCGGACCCCAGAGGUACAUUCCAGUGGGCCCUGGCCCGCCCGUCUGACGAGUCAGGCGAGGACGCGGCCUCGAUAAUCCUCAUCGCCAGUGAUUGCCUCAGUCGAUUCUUCGUUACCAUCUCCAUUCGAGUCCUCGUGGGCCCACAUUCCGCUGUUCUCGUCAAGAACAAAGGAAAAAUCGGGAAGUGUCUCCUUGGCUGCUUCCUUGAGAGACGAGACCACGUCAGACCACUUGUCCUCAGAGAACAUCUCCCCAGCAUUGCUCAUCAGGCGGACAAAAGCCGCAAUACCAAUACCGGCAAGGCUCUGAUGUGGACGUUUUAUGAAACUGACUAA